GAACCAGGGGCAGGAAGCAUAGUAGCAAUUACACAGAAAACAUUUUCAUUGAAGGAAUCUUUCUCCUUUGAUACUUCAGAAAUGAAAAUUGAUAUUCAUAGCCACAUUCUACCUAAGGAAUGGCCUGACCUAAAAAAGAGAUACGGCUAUGGUGGAUGGGUACAGCUGGAUCACCACUGCAAGGGGCAGGCAAAGAUGAUGAAGGAUGGAAAGCUUUUUAGAGUUAUUCAAGAGAACUGCUGGGACCCAGAAGUACGGAUUAAAGAGAUGGACCUGUCAGGAGUCACAGUCCAAGUCCUUUCCACAGUCCCUGUCAUGUUCAGCUACUGGGCCAAACCUCAGGAUACCUUAGAUCUAGCCCAGAUAUUAAAUAAUGACUUAGCUGCUACAGUAAGAAAGUACCCCAAGAGAUUUAUUGGCUUGGGUACACUACCUUUGCAAGCUCCAGACCUCGCUGUGAAGGAAAUGCACCGCUGUGUGAAAGAACUUGGAUUUCCUGGAGUACAAAUAGGGUCUCAUGUCAAUGAAUGGGACCUGAAUGCACCAGAACUGUAUGAUAUUUAUGCUGCUGCUGAACAAUUAAAUUGCUGUCUCUUUGUGCAUCCCUGGGACAUGCAGAUAGAUGGGAGGAUGUCUAAAUAUUGGUUUCCCUGGCUAAUAGGCAUGCCAACAGAAACCACCAUGGCCAUUUGCUCCAUGAUUAUGGGAGGAAUUUUUGAAAAAUUCCCUAAGCUGAAAGUUUGCUUUGCACAUGGAGGUGGAGCUUUUCCAUACACAGUGGGGCGUAUCUCCCAUGGAUUCAACGUGCGCCCUGAUUUGUGUGCAAUGGAUAAUAAGGUGGAUCCAAGAAAAUACCUUGGUUCAUUUUACACAGACUCUCUUGUACAUGAUCCUGGUGCACUAAGGCUGCUAACAAGUGUGAUAGGAGAGGACAAAGUGAUUUUGGGGACAGAUUACCCUUUUCCACUUGGAGAAUUGGAACCUGGAAAAUUGAUUGACUCAAUGGAAGAUUUUGACAACAAACUGAAGGAUAAACUCAAGGCUGGCAACGCUCUGGAAUUUUUGGGUCUUAGCAGAAAACAAUUUGAAUAAUUAUGAAGAUAUUAAAAGAGACCAAACUUCAGAAAUUAUGCUGAAUCCUCGGGGAUAGUUCUCUUUGCAUGUGCAAUUAUACAGAAGAAAAAUAAAUGUGUU
Messenger RNA from Dryobates pubescens (Downy woodpecker), 1194 nucleotides. It is a transcript of the gene ACMSD, whose product is annotated as aminocarboxymuconate semialdehyde decarboxylase. Gene Ontology annotation, cellular component: cytosol; cytoplasm. NCBI's taxonomy places the organism in Eukaryota, Metazoa, Chordata, Aves, Piciformes, Picidae. The transcript is spliced from 10 exons. Gene Ontology annotation, biological process: secondary metabolic process. Gene Ontology annotation, molecular function: hydrolase activity; carboxy-lyase activity. The record is from RefSeq and is a predicted model, not a curated record. Bases 82 to 1092 code for a protein of 336 amino acids.